AUGGGCUGGCUUAGCAAAAUCUUCAAGGGUUCAAACCAUAGAGUUUCAGAGGGAAGAUACGAUUGGAGGUAUGAAGCUGAAGCUGAUACCGUAGAAAAUAAUCCAUCUACAUCGUGGGAUGAUUCAUGGUCAGAGAUUGGAGACAUCGACCGUGCUAUUGCUUUAUCACUUUCAGAAGAAGAACAGAAAAGAAACAGCGUGACUGACAGUGAACCGCAUAUAGAAGAAGAUGAACAACUUGCCAGGGCUCUUCAGGAGAGCUUGAAUGUCGAGUCUCCACCCGAAUCACACAAUCAAAAUGAAAAUGUUUCUGAAAAUGGAUAUGAAAGCGGAUAUGGGCAUGAAAAUGAGAGUCUCUACCAGCCUAUACAGUUUCCAUAUUCAGUAGGCUUCAGGAUAUGUGCUGGCUGUAACACAGAAAUCGGGCAUGGGAGAUUUUUAAGUUGUAUGAGUGCAGUUUGGCACCCAGAAUGUUUUAGAUGCCAUGCAUGCAGGCAACCAAUAUCGGAUUACGAGUUUUCCAUGUAUGGGAGCUACCCGUAUCACAAGACUUGCUACAAGGAGUCGUAUCAUCCGAAAUGUGAUAUCUGCAGUCACUUUAUUCCUACAAAUGCAGCUGGCCUAAUUGAAUAUAGGGCUCAUCCUUUUUGGUCCCAAAAGUACUGCCCGAGCCAUGAGCAUGAUGGUACAGCUCGAUGCUGUAGCUGUGAGAGAAUGGAGUCAUGGGAUGCGAGAUUUGCUGCACUUAACGAUGGUCGAAAGCUCUGCCUGGAGUGUUUGGACUCGGCAGUUAUGGACACUGAUGAGUGCCAGCCGCUUUUUCUCGAUAUACUUGAGUUCUUUGAAGGGCUGAAUAUGAAAAUUACCCAGCAAGUCCCGUUACUUUUGGUCGAGAGGCAAGCAUUGAAUGAGGCAAUGGAUGGAGAGAGACAUGGGCAUCAUCACAUGCCUGAGACGAGGGGUCUUUGUCUCUCGGAGGAACAAACAAUCAGCACUAUACUGAGGAGACCCAGGACAGGUGGAGGAAAUCGAGCAAUGGGCAUGAGAACAGAGCCUUAUAAAUUAACUAGACAUUGUGAAGUGACAGCCAUCCUCAUUUUGUAUGGUCUUCCAAGGUUGCUGACUGGAUCAAUUUUGGCUCAUGAGAUGAUGCAUGCCUGGCUACGACUUAAUGGUUAUCGAACUCUCAGACAAGACGUCGAAGAAGGAAUCUGCCAGGUCAUUGCCUGCAUGUGGCUGGAAUCUCAGAUUCUGUUCAUGUCUGAUGAUGAAAAUGCUUCCACCUCAUCAUCAUCAUCAUAUGCCUCGACUUCAAGACAAGGAGCAAGAUCACCGUUCGAGAAGAAACUCAGCGUGUUUUUCAAACACCAGAUUGCGACCGAUACAUCUAUUGUGUAUGGACAAGGUUUUAGGACUGGUAAUCAGGCUGUGCAGAAAUUCGGCUUGCAGAGAACCCUCGACCACAUGAGGGAAACGGGAAACUUUCCUUACUGA
This is a messenger RNA of Striga hermonthica, 1494 nucleotides long. The record is from the annotation of a GenBank genome assembly. NCBI's taxonomy places the organism in Eukaryota, Viridiplantae, Streptophyta, Magnoliopsida, Lamiales, Orobanchaceae.